GCAAUCUGGUCAUGGUGCAGUAAUUUUCGUUGCGCGUUGCGGUCAGUGAUCAGUCAAGAAUCGGAAGCGUUAAAGAACGCAUCGUGCAUUGUGGAUGAAUGAGUUCAAGUGUCUCUAAAAAAGAAAAAAAGAAAGUAUAUAAGAGUGAACAAAUAAUAAUAACUAUUUCUUUCAAAUUUCUUUAAACGAACUUUUGAUUGAAUAUGCAGCGACUUGUUUCCGUGGCUAUUUUGCUGCUCCUGCCGAGUGUUUUAUACGCCGAACAGCCGGUGAUCAGUCACAUCUCAGGUGAUGUUGUUGCAAAUGUGGGCGAAGAUGUACAGUUCAACUGCACUGUCGAACAUGUCGGUCGCAUGUCCGUUAGCUGGGCCAAACGAUCCGUUGUGUUGUCCAUGCGUAAUAUACUGAGUUUAAGCGAUCCGCGUUACACGAUUACCGAGACCAAAGACGAUGCGACUGACAAUGCGACAUACUCGUUGAAGAUAACGAAAAUCGAGGCGAGUGACAUGGGCCCCUACGAGUGUCAAGUGAUUGUGUCCGCCACCGAUAAGCUGACAAAGAAAUUGAACUUGUCCAUCAAACAUCCACCCAUUAUAUCCGAGGAGCGCACACCAAAGUCCAAACUGGUGACCGAAGGCCAGAAUCUCGAAGUCAGCUGUCAUGCGACAGGUUUCCCGCAACCAACAUUGUAUUGGAAGCGUGAGGAUAAUGCAAUUAUGCCUGCGGGUGGUCAAAAGCUUGCCGGACCGACAUUGCGCAUCAAGGAAGUACAUCGGUUGGAUCGUGGCGCUUAUUAUUGUGUUGCCGACAACGGCGUGGGACAACCCGAUGAGCGCAAGGUGCUCAUUGAAGUAGAAUUUCGUCCACAAAUUGCUGUACUACGCCCCAAGGUGGCACAGAUGCUGUCACAUGUCGCCGAAUUGGAGUGCAAUGUGCAGGCAUAUCCUGCGCCGGCCGUUUUCUGGUAUCGCAAUGGCGCCAAGCUACAAUCGAGUGCACGCUAUGAGGUAUCCAACACGGCCUCCUCACAUGAAACCACAACUUCCGUGCUGCGUAUAGCAAGUGUCACCGAGCAAGACUUAGGCGAUUACUACUGCAAUGCCACCAACAAGUUGGGACACGCUGAUGCGCGUCUACACCUCUUUCAGCCAGUGAUUCCGGUGCCUUCCUCCGUUUGAGCGGCGCUGUGAGCUUACUUUUGACUUUUUACGAAUUUAAAUUUUGUCUGGUGGCAGCGAGCACUGGAGCACUGGACAUAUUUUUAAUCUUAUUAUGUAUUGUGCAGUUUUGACUGGUGAAUUUUUUUAUACAAAAGACUAUGUGUUUCUCUGUUUGUUCGUUUUUUGACAUGCUCCUUUGUUAGUUAUUUUAUUCAAUUAAACUUGAUUCACUCGUACAAAUAAUAA
Messenger RNA from Zeugodacus cucurbitae (melon fly), 1406 nucleotides. RefSeq names its product protein amalgam (gene Ama). The record is from RefSeq and is a predicted model, not a curated record. NCBI's taxonomy places the organism in Eukaryota, Metazoa, Arthropoda, Insecta, Diptera, Tephritidae. Gene Ontology annotation, cellular component: neuron projection. Bases 204 to 1178 code for a protein of 324 amino acids. The transcript has a single exon.